UUGAGAAGUGAAGAACGCGAAUCUUUGAGACAGGAAAAAGAAGCAAUGUUUGAUAUUUUUCUUACCGAAGAUAUACGUAAGCUUAUGAGGAACAAGUCAAUUGUUUUCUUAGGCGAUUCAAAUGUGAGAGCUUUGUACAAAGAUUUUCUGUGUUUGCUGCGGAACUCACAGUUCAUCUCAGAUCAUAUCCUUAGGACUAAAAUGGAGAAUACUGUCUUUGGUGAUAAGUUAGUGUACCAUGGAGAAAAAACGAAUGCACGCUGUUACAGAGAAGAACGAGAAGCAUCAAUUGAGAGCACUCGCAUAUCCUUUUUCUUCUUAACUAAAAUCUAUGAUGAUUAUAUUAAAGAAGUCUUGAAAAAAAUCACCAUGAAAUCAAAUCCUGAUGUUAUAGUUAUAAAUAGCUGUCUUUGGGAUAUUACUAGAUGGGGUUUUGAUGGAGUGGAACAUUUCAAAGAAAAUUUAAAAUCUCUGAUGGAAGAAUUCAAGGUUUUAUUUUCUGACUGCUUGAUCAUUUGGGUCACAGCACCUCCCAUUGCUUGUGAACUUAAAGGAGGCUUUUUAGUCAAAGAACUGCAGUUUUUGAAAUAUUCACUUAGGUUUCACGUUGUUGAAGCAAAUCAUUAUGCCAGAAAAGUAGUUAUAGAGAAUGGAUUUGAUGUACUUGACACACAUUACCACCUCCAUAUGCAGAUCCAUCGCCGAUGUAAUGAUGGUAUUCACUGGAAACCAAAAGCUGUGCGGUAUAUAACAAAUUUACUCCUUAGACAUAUUAGCCUUGCCUGGGAUAUUGCCUUACCCCACAGGUAUGAAUCUAUUUCUGUUGACGAAAAUUUAUUGGCUUGUGAAGAUACUGAAAAUGCUGCAAUUUUGGGAGCAGAAAGAAAGGAAAAUGCUGAUAACUUGAAACAGAUGUGCCAAGGGAAAUCAACUGCCUCAUUAGAAUCAAAUAGGAGCGUAAUGAAAACAGUAAACAAACUGGAUGAGACUGAAGGAAAAAAUUCUGCUCCCCCAUACAAAGUGUCCAGAAAAGAAGAAAGUAUUCACUCUCACAUGGCUAAGAAUGACAAGAAAAAUAGAAGCAAGCGCAUUCGCAUGUGGAAGCAGAAUAAUCCUCAGUCCACCUACAGAUCGACUGCGGCAGACUAUAGGAAUUAUCCUGUGUUUAAUACCAAUUUUCAGUACCACAGUUCCACAAGUCAUCCAUCUCAAAGAUUUACUCAUCUGAAUUUUCCACCAAAUCCCAACUGUGUAAAUUAUCCCUCAUUUAGCUCUUACCAUCCAGGGCCUGGUUCUGUGAACAGUAUGGAAAGUAACUUUGGUGGCCAAAUUCAUUAUCAAAAUUAUGGCCCUCCUUAUGCAUUUCCACUAGUUGUUCCAGGGCAACUUCUUCAACCCAAUUUUCAUUUUUCUGAUGAAAUCCCAUGGAAUUUCCGCUUCUAGAAAUGAAAGUAAGCUAAAUAGUUUGUUUAAAAAAAAUAUAUAAAAAUCUUGUAAUAAUAGUACUUAAAUCAUCAGUCUGGAAAUUUAAUAGAAUUUCCUGAAAUAAAAAAACCUUCCAUCAAGCAGUUUUGUUGGAUAUGAAAACUCAAUCAAUCUCUCCAUUUGUCUUUCUUUGAACUGCAUUCUGAUUUUGAGAGAGAGAGAUAGAAAUUAAGUCUGUUAAAUAUAUAAGAAGUUGUUAGAAAAACUGAUUUAUUUAAAAAUAUCUUUGAAAUGUGCAUUGUAAAAUUUCUUAAAAUAGCUUUCCAUAAAAUCCCAACUAGCAAAUUGGAGAAAUCGACAUGUAGAUUUAAUACAUUUAAGAAUAACUUAUUUCAAAUCUAUUACGACUUUAUUACAAAGCAAUAUAUUUGUGUUAAACUUCAUUGAAAAUCACUGGAUUUCAAUAAAAUGUUUGAAAUUGGUUGAAAGGACUGAAAAAUCUCGUCUGAGUUUUUUAAAAAGAUAAUAUGAAAUAAGAAUGCAUUUUAUAUUUUAGAUAAUUUUGGCUUUUUAUAUUUUAUUAAGGUUUCAACUGAAAAUAUAGUAAUUUUUUUAUCAUUAACAACUGUUGCUAAAGUAAUGAUGUUUUUAAUAAAGCUAGCUAGUAAUUUUUUGAAAUAUGCUUAGAAAAAAUGUGAAACAUUUUAUAUUGAAUCUAUUUUUGCAUGGCAGUUUAUUAUUUUUUUUGAACCAAUUACAUGUUUUUACCUGGACGUGCUCUCAUAAUAGAUAUAGUUGAUGUCUAUCCAGAAGAAUAAGGCUUUUUGCACAAAUUCUGAAUAUCACCAAAGUUUAGCAACUUUCAACAACAAACCUAGUGCUGAAAGUUUUUCUUCCUUCUCUUCUUUUUAAAUAUUUUGUAUAUGAUUAGUUUUUAUUGAAUCAUUCAUAAGGCUAAUUUUCGAUGUUUUAAAGUUGUUAACUAUUAAAAACAAUUUCAUUAGAAGUUUUAUCUGCAUUAUCUAUCUGAAUUAGUAAGUGUUCCAGUUAUAAUUUUGUGUAUUGAAAACUUCAAUAUGCAAAUUGCUAUAGUUCCUAAACUUGUUCCUGCAUUUUGACAAAUAAUGAUAAUGCUGCUCCAUCCGUUUAUUUCGUUAAUCCUUUAAAUGUGUUAAAUAGUGUGUAAAUGUAUACACUUAAAUAAGCUAUUGUGAUAUGUUUAUUAUUGUUAUUUUAAUUAAG
This is a messenger RNA of Argiope bruennichi, 2667 nucleotides long. Its product is annotated as PC-esterase domain-containing protein 1B-like. The transcript is spliced from 8 exons. The record is from RefSeq and is a predicted model, not a curated record. Lineage: Eukaryota; Metazoa; Arthropoda; Arachnida; Araneae; Araneidae. The coding region runs from base 46 to 1443 and encodes 465 amino acids.